AGGAGGUUCAAAGAAAAGAAGUUGGGUUUGGGAUCAUUAUACAAUCUUACCUACUAAAUGCGGAUCAAAAGGCCAGUGUAAUGAGUUGACAAAAGAAGGCACAAUGUGUAAUCAUAUUAUUAAAACAGAUGGUAGUACUGGAAAUUUCAGUUAUCAUCUUCAAAGUAUACAUGGAGUUACGAAGUUCGGCAAAUUGAUAUUAGAUACUUCUCAUCUAUCAUUUGAUGAAAUGUUUCGUCAACAGUUUAAAAAUAAUGUUGAAUAUAAAAAGCAAGUCGAUGAAAUAGUAACUGAAUUUCUCAUAUCUGAUUCGCAGUCAUUUUCUAUUUUAGAAAAUCCAGCAUUUAUAAAACUUCUAAAAAAACUUAAUCCAUAUUAUGAAACACCUUGUGAUAAAGGUAUUAAAACUCGAAUCUAUAUGUCUUAUGAUUGGAUGAUAGCUACUCUUAAAGAUAAGAUAAAGAAUUCAAUGA
Molecule: messenger RNA, 473 nt
Organism: Racocetra persica
Lineage: Eukaryota; Fungi; Glomeromycota; Glomeromycetes; Diversisporales; Gigasporaceae
Source: the annotation of a GenBank genome assembly